This is a messenger RNA of Effrenium voratum, 1581 nucleotides long. Lineage: Eukaryota; Dinophyceae; Suessiales; Symbiodiniaceae. The record is from the annotation of a GenBank genome assembly.
AUGGCUUUGUGCCCUGGAGACACGACAGAAUGGGACGAUAUCCAAAGAAAGUUUGGGAAUCUGCCGCCGCUGGAGAAAGAGGUGCCGCAGCGAGACCUAGACCAAGCUACCGUUGAAGCAGUUGAGAAGUACGACCCGCUGGCGCGGAGAAGCUUAGAAGAGCUGCAUGCCUCAGAGCUCGAGGACGAGCUUGACGACGACCUUUUGGCAAGAUAUCGCCGGCGGCGAUUAGCUUCGGUGUCACAAGGCCUAGAGCGGAUCUCACUGCCUUGCGGGAGUAUAUGUGGUGUGCCGAUUCGAUUGCAUGCUUUCCUGCCACUCACAGCAAGCUUGGCCGCCUUGGGAACUUGUCUUGCCGGUCAUCCUUGGCUCUCUGUGCUGCUUGCGUUUCUCGCUGCCGGUCCUUUGCUGCUGAUCACGGUUUUGGCGCAUGAGCUGGGCCACGUGAUUGCCGCCAGGAGAUGUGGCUGCUCCGCGGAUCACAUCCUGCUUUGGCCUUUGGGUGGCCUGGCCUUCAUAGGAGGUUCAGCGCAGCCGAAGGAGCAGAUGCUGAUAUCGGCAUCGGGCCCAGCGACGCACCUGCCAAUGAUGGGACUUUGGGCAUUGAUCCUCCUUUUGCUCCACGGCAGCGUCACGCUGUCGACCAAGGGGCUGUGGAUAGAGGACAACUUCGGCAGUCUGCUGUGCAUCGCCAUGCUGAAUACCAACUUGGUGAUGAUGUUGUUCAACCUGCUGGUCCCGUGCUUCCCUUUGGAUUGCUCCCGGAUCUUGGCAAGCCUGCUUCUUCUCAGGGGCUGUGACCCGCCAACAGCCGCAAAGGCGAUCGUCGCUUGCUCGAUGCUCGCCCUCGUCGGGGUGGUGGUUCUGAGCGUGUGGUCCUAUUUGACCAACCAUGCAUCAGCGUCACUGAAUGUCAUUCUUGCAAUGUGGCUGGGGCUGCAAACAUGGAGGCUGCACCAAGCACGUUUGCAGGGCCAGCUGAGUUCUGACCCUCUCUUCGCAGCUGUGGCUGAAGCGGCGCCGCCGCAGGCUGCGGGCCGCUUUCAGGCGUUUGAUGAAGGCAGGCUCCCAGCGCUCAGCGUGAGACGAGCUGAGCUGAAAGCUCGGGCCGCGGCCCAAUUCGGCGAGCUGCGCCAGCUUUGCCGAGCCAGCUAUGUCCGGGAAGUCACCGAUGCCAGCGCAGGAGGGCAAUGGGUGCUGGUGUUGCUCUACACAGAUGCCAUCCAAUGCCAUCCGAUGAUGAGGCCCUGGGCCGAGGCUGCCCGGCGCUUCCCCAACAUAAAGUUCAUGAAGGGGGUUGCGUCUGAGAUUAUAGAAGACUUUCCAGACCACUUGACUCCAACAGUCAUCAUGUACAAAGACAAAGAAUGCGUGAAGCAGGUUCAGGGCCUCGCAGAAUGGGGCGGUUGUGACAUGAGUGUGGAUUCCAUCGAGCGGGUCCUGGCAGAGCUUGGCGUCGUGCUGGCCUCACAGUCUGAAGUGUUUUGCCGACGGCUGAUAGGUGCUUGGGCUGAGGUGGUGGAGACCGUGCUCGAAGACAUGCAGGAGGUGUGUGUGAGCCGGAGGGACAGCGAGACGUAG